Messenger RNA from Macrobrachium nipponense, 522 nucleotides. RefSeq lists its product as uncharacterized. The transcript is spliced from 2 exons. The record is from RefSeq and is a predicted model, not a curated record. Lineage: Eukaryota; Metazoa; Arthropoda; Malacostraca; Decapoda; Palaemonidae. The coding region runs from base 1 to 522 and encodes 173 amino acids.
AUGUCUCGUAGGAUGUUGAAUGAUUAUGAAAUAUUAGAAGAGUUAUUGAAGGAUUCAGAUUCAGAUUCAGAUUCAGAUUCUGUUGAGGAAAAGGAACUCCCUUCUCAAGAAGAGGAUUUAUCAUCAAACACGAUUAGAGCUAAAUGUGGUACGGUAUGGAAAGUAAUAUCUCAAGCAGACGAAGAUUGUGGAAGAUUUUCUCAGCAAAACAUACUGAGGGAAACUCCUGGCCCCACUUCUUUUGCAAAACGUCUUGUACAAAAAAGGAGCUACAUGAGUGCCUUUUCGAUACUUAUAGAUGAUUUUAUCAUUGAACAUAUCAGGAAAUGCACUGAAGCUCAAGGCAGAAGAGUCUUGAAAAACGAUAAUUACAAAGUAUCUCGUGAAGAAAUUCUAGCAGUAAUUGGAAUCAUGUCUGCUCGUGGGAUAUUGGGAAAGAAUCAGUCAAUUGAUCACUAUGGUCAAGAAAAUGGUCCACCCUUUUUCAGGGAUACAAUGCACGUCACAAAUUCAAAGAGCUAA